AUGAGGGCGCCGCGGGCGUCGGCGCUGUGGUCGCUCAGGCUAUCCCUGCUGGCCAGAGUCAGCGUCCAUGUGCCCGUGGAGGCCGACGCGGCCGCUGCGGCACAGGCGCCGGUGCAGGCGGACAAGGAGCCCGGCCAGCAGUGCGACGCGUACCACGUCGCCAAGCAGCACGACGGGCACCAGCAGUUUCACGCUGAGCAUCACGACGGGGACCAGCAGUUCCACGGUCUUGGUUCUCUGGAGAUCCACAUCCAGGAUUGGGACGUGCAUCGGGGCGAGAUGCCCCACUGUAAGCAGUACGACCGCCAGACGCAGCAUGACGUCCGGGACACCGUCGAGAAGUACUGCGGCGGAGGCGACUCGCUGGGCGCGGAGCCCGAGCGGGUGAUGGUGCAGUCCGCCGCGGGCAUCCUGGCAGUGGGCGACGCGGCCCGCGAGCGCGUGUGCGCGAGCCCGCUGUGCCGCAGCGCCAUCGUGUCCUUCUGGGAGCCGGUGCGGGGGUGCUCCUCGAUCGCCUACUGGAGGACGAACGUCGCGCUGGCGUGGAUGACGGCAAAGGUGCAGUGCGCGCAGUGGAUGCAGGAGAGCGGCCCCACGACGACGAGCGGUGGCUCGCGGUCAUGGGCGUGGCCUUCCGCGGGGCCAGCACGGGCAGCGACCAAGCCAUGCGGUCGGCGGAGGCCCGCCCAGGCCGCGGCGCUGGCGUCUCUGCAGGCAGGCGCGGGGUUCGAGGACGGCGAGCAAUUGAAGGUGCUCUGCGAGCGCGUGGAGGAGCGGGACGUGGAGCCGUCGGACGCGCCAGCGGACUCGGGCGGGACCGAGGAGGGGCCGAAGCGCGGGGACAAGAGGUGCCCGCAGGUUGACGCUGCAUGGCCUGCCCGCGGCGAGGAGGCCGUGAGGCUCGAGCUAGGCUACGUGGUGCUGCGGUUCGACCAGUGCGUCAUGGCGGCGGACAGCAACCUCUCGCUGGAGAGCUGA
Messenger RNA from Prorocentrum cordatum, 978 nucleotides. The record is from the annotation of a GenBank genome assembly. NCBI's taxonomy places the organism in Eukaryota, Dinophyceae, Prorocentrales, Prorocentraceae.